This is a messenger RNA of Panicum virgatum (switchgrass), 1673 nucleotides long. RefSeq lists its product as uncharacterized. The transcript is spliced from 2 exons. NCBI's taxonomy places the organism in Eukaryota, Viridiplantae, Streptophyta, Magnoliopsida, Poales, Poaceae. The record is from RefSeq and is a predicted model, not a curated record. The coding region runs from base 208 to 1329 and encodes 373 amino acids.
ACCGCGUCGAGCUACCUGCCGCCGCAAAAAAGCUCGACGGCCUCCGAGUUCAAGUUCGAAUUCGAACUGCCGCCUCACGAAUCGCAACCCGCAACUAACCCCAACGGCUCCACCACUCCACCUGCCGCCGCCGCCGCACCUACAAGAACCGGCAAAAGGCUCGUUAGCAGAGUUGCUGCAACUUCGAAAGUGCACCAAGAGUCCACCAUGUCCCGCGAGAAGCCAUCGGCCCCGGCGCCGGCCGUGGCCUCCACCGGCUGCUCCGGCCUCAUGUCCUGCCUCUCCAUCCACCGCCGCGGCCCGCCACAGCCGGCGCCGAGGGGGGGAGAGGACGCGAUGCCGCGCAGCAGCGACGCGGAGAGGUACCGGAAGAGGAUGCAGCUCCUGGAGGAGGAGAUCAGGAGGCUGAGCGAGUGGCUGGGGCAGGAGGAGAGGCCCGCGCCGCCGGGCGCCAAGGCCAGGGAGGAGGGCACCAGCUCGGCCGCCGCCGAGUGCUCCAGGAACAGGGCCAAGGCAGGGGAGGUGGGCUGCAGCGCGGCCGCGGCUACCGCUACCAAGAGGUGUGCCAGCGGCGUGCAGGAUAUGCUGAGACUGGAAGACGGGAGCUACCUGCGCGAGGUCCGGCGGGUGCGGGUCGGGCGGCCAUGGGAGAGGCUGGCCGUGCAGGUGUCGCGGCCCGUCGUCCCCGUGGACGCGGCGAGCGCGUCAGAGGUUCUUGACAAGAUGGCAGCGAUGAGGGCCGAGGACCUGUGCAGGUUCCUGGUCAAAAUGAUGCCGCUGAAGGACAUCACCGGCCAGCAGAACCCCGGCGAGCCCGUGCGCCGGACGGCGACGCUGAGCUCGGGGGACGACCUCCUGGAAGCUCUCGUCCUCAAAGCAAUGGACAAGCUGGAAUCUUUGGUCCUGGAAGGCCUGAAGAUGCAGAUGUCCCCACCGGCUACCGAACCCGCCACGGCCGCCGCCGACGCCGACGCCGACGCCGACCGGAGGCGCGACGAGGCGGCGGGCAAGGACUGCAUGGUGCACGUCGUCCUGGUGCAGGUGAGGGAUCCGAGCGAGUGGUACGCCGCCAUCGGCGACCCCAUGAUCGGGCUCAUCGAGGCGUCCCUGCAGAGGAAGGAUGGCGCGGUGAAGCAGGAGAUGCAGGGGCAGCACGCUGCCGGGAUCAGCUUCAUCAGCAGGAAGCCAAGCGAUGGCAUGUGCAUGUUGUGGAGUGUUUCUCUGAGACAGUGCAGGAGAUCACACGACGGCGGCGCCGGCGGCGGAGUCGAUGGCGACGGCUGCCGGUGCACUUGUGUUCGGAAUCCGAACCGUGUGUUCCAACAAUAGAGAUCAGGCUAUCAAGCAGCGGCGGAGCUAGUGAGGUGCUGGGGGGUGCUUGAGGCCCCUACUCCAAUGCAAUCCAUGGAGCCCCCAAAGUCCCUUCUAUAAUUUUCAACCAUGAAUUAAGAGGAGUAAAAAGAAAAUAAGCAAGAAGAAGAAGAAAAGAGAGAGAGAAAAGGAAGAAGAGGAAGAUAAACUCCCAUAAAUUCAAAUUCUAGAUUCGCCACUGCUAUCAAGGUGUUGUUACGGAACAAGUUGCCUUGUUCAACAACAGUGCAAAUUAGCACUCCAUCUGAGGAUCUGACCCCACGUGCCAGUAACACUAGUGUUACUCUUUUUUUUUCGCAAUA